This is a messenger RNA of Raphanus sativus (radish), 1437 nucleotides long. RefSeq names its product putative F-box protein At3g16210. The transcript has a single exon. Gene Ontology annotation, molecular function: protein binding. NCBI's taxonomy places the organism in Eukaryota, Viridiplantae, Streptophyta, Magnoliopsida, Brassicales, Brassicaceae. Bases 108 to 1256 code for a protein of 382 amino acids. The record is from RefSeq and is a predicted model, not a curated record.
GCUUUUUCUGACAUCAGUUUGAGACGCUUUUGGGAAGAAAAAAAAACAGAUCUGAGGUUAAGAGAGACUAUUGGAAUCUUGGGCCCGCCCAACUUGUUAGUUAAGGUAUGUCAUCUAGAAAUCUGAAGAUGAUGAGAGAGCUUCCGUUUGAAUUAGUGGUGGAAAUACUGACUAGGGUUCCUGUGAAGGAUUUAUUGCGGUUUAGAUGUGUCUGCAAAAGUUGGCGAUCUUUGUUCAAAGAAGAGAGGUUUUGGAGACAGCACAUGACUCAUGCCCCAACGAGGAUUGUGUCCUUUGGUUGGGAGGAUACUCUACACGGUCGAUUUUCUGAAAACGAGAUGAAGAUGAUACUCGAAGAGGUUAAGAUUAACGUUGGAGAUGACAUUGCUUGGCUUACCGAUGCUACUGCAGUAGUUGGUCACGCCCAUGGACUGCUUUGCUUAUAUUUUCAAGGCAACGUUUUUGGUCUUUGGAACCCUUCAUUGAGAGAAUUAAGAACAAUACACCCACCUCAUCUCUAUACCUGGUAUGAGAUGGGUUUUGGCUAUGACCCCUCAAGUCAAGAUUAUAAGCUUGUGUUGGUUCUAAAAACGCAAGGCGAGGGCAGCCGCUCCUCUCAAGCACUUGUGUUAUCCUUAAAGUCAGGUGCGUAUCGGAUGAUUGAUUGCCUGUGUUUGGAAAACUUUGACAUGGUCCACAGUACGACUGCUGGAACCCGGGUUGGUGAAAUUAUCUACUGGCAGGUAUGGGGUGAUAAUUUAAAAGUAACUGAGAAGCUUUUGAGCUUUGAUUUGGUGUCUGAGACAUUCAACUUGUGUCCACGCCCACGUCCCAGUAAUCGUGGUAUAGGGUUUCCUCGACUUAUAGCGGGAUUGAGAGGAGGUGGUGGUCUAUCUACAGUUGGGGUUGACGACAUGUCUAGUAGUGGUGGUUUAAUCGUUUGGUCUGCCCAACAUGAUGCUGCUGGUCGUAUCAAAUCCUGGAGCAAGAUUUGCAGUCUCUCGCUUGCCUUUCUUGAAAUCUCGACUGGUUGUCCUCGUAUCGAUAACAUCUUUCUAGCGUCUGCGAUGACCUAUGCAGGAUUGCUAUUAGCUCUUGUAACAUUUGGAGGAGAAGAAAAAAAAUUGCUUUCCUACAACUUAGAGGACAAAAGUUUGACACUUGUUGAAACUAGUGUCUCCCUCUCUAUAUGUGGGUUUCUUCGCACCUAUGUUGAAACGCUUUUCCCCGUCCCUAUUCCUGACUGGAAUCCUUAAAAUUGGUCAUCAUUUGUUUGUUUGUUUUGUCUUUUUUUCCAUGUAUAAUUUUAGUUUUCUACUUCAUCAUUCGCUAGCUAAUUAAGGAUAAGGUUCUUUUUUAUUUAUGAAAAACGAUUGAAUGUUGAAAAGGGUGCAACAAGUUCACUUGCUUGUUGAUGAAUCAAGAAGUUCAAGUCUC